GUUCCCAGGCUCCUGGACACGUCAGCCGGGACCCCGCAGUCGCUGCGGGGCGCGGGGCCUGAUGGCCGGUCUCAAUGUGUCCCUCUUCUUCUUCCUGGCCACCUUCGCCCUCUGCCAGGCGGCCAGGAAGGCGGCCAAGGCUGUGCUCCCGGCGGGCGCCUACACUAGCGUCGCGCGGGAAGUGGCGGGCGCCGUGCAGCUGGGCGCCUGCUGCCUGGAGCUGCGCGCCCUGGCCGAGCUGGGGCCCUGGGCCGGGGGCUUCGGGCCCGACCUGCUGCUGACCCUGGUCUUCCUGCUCUUCCUGGCGCACGGGGCCACGUUCGACGGGGCGGCGGCCAACCCGGCCGUGAGCCUGCAGGACUUUCUCCUGGCCGAGGCCUCGCUGGCGGGCACGCUGCUGAGGCUGGGCGCCCAGGCCGUGGGCCUGCAGCUGGGCUGCGCGCUCGUGCGGCUGUACUGGGCCUGGGAGCUGACUGACCUGCACAUGCUGCAGAACCUCAUGGCCGAGCACUGCAGCUCCGCGCUGCGCACCGACCCGGCCCACGGCACGCUGGUGGAGGCCGCCUGCGCCUUCCUCUUCCACCUCACGCUCCUGCGUCUCCGCCACAGCCUCCCUGCCUGCCGCGUGCUGGCCGUGGCCCUGCUGGUCACCGUGCUGGCCUACACAGCUGGACCCUUCACCUCUGCCUUCUUCAACCCUGCCCUGGCUACCUGGGUCACCUUCCAGUGUGCCGGACACAGCUGGCUGGAGUACGCCCAGGUGUACUGGCUGGGCCCUCUGACAGGGAUGGUGCUGGCCGUCCUGUUGUACUGUGGUCACCUCCCGCGCCUGUUCCAGAGGAACCUGCUCUACGCUCAGAAGAGCAAGUACCGCGCGCCCCGCGUGAAGCCAACCCCAGGACCAGCACCAGGCGCGGGCCGAAGGUUUCUAGAAGGGCAGCAGGGGCGGGGGUGA
Molecule: messenger RNA, 955 nt
Organism: Sorex fumeus (smoky shrew)
Lineage: Eukaryota; Metazoa; Chordata; Mammalia; Eulipotyphla; Soricidae
Product: aquaporin-12-like
Exons: 4
Coding region: 62-955 (297 amino acids)
Biological process (GO): transmembrane transport
Cellular component (GO): cytoplasm; membrane
Molecular function (GO): channel activity
Source: RefSeq, a predicted model, not a curated record